AUGGCAAGAGGCAAUGGUAGCACAGUGACAGAAUUUGUCCUCAUGGGAUUCACAGACCGUCCUGAGCUUCAGCUCCCCCUGUUUUUGGUGUUCCUGGUCAUCUAUCUCCUCACCUUGGUGGGAAACACUGGCAUGAUCCUGCUCAUCAAGGCAGACUCACGGCUCCACACCCCCAUGUACUAUUUUCUCAGUCACCUGGCAUUCAUUGAUCUUUGUUACUCAUCUUCCAUUGGGCCCAAGAUGCUGCAAAAUCUGUUGGUGAAGAGAAAAACCAUCUCCUUUUCAGGCUGUUUUGCUCAGCUGUACUUCUCCAGUGCUUUUGCCACUACGGAGUGCUUCCUCUUGGCCGCAAUGGCCUAUGACCGUUACAUGGCCAUCUGCAACCCCCUGAUUUACACAGCUAUCAUGACCCAGCGGGUAUGCAAGGAGUUGGUGGUAGGAGUCUAUACCUAUGGCUUCCUGAACUCUGUGAUACAAACAAUACUGACUUUCCAGUUGUCUUUCUGUGACUCCAAUGUAAUUCACCACUUCUAUUGUGCUGACCCUCCUCUCCUGGCCCUCUCCUGCUCUGACACCCACAGCAAAGAAAAGCAGCUCUUGAUCUUCUCUGUGGUGAAUCUCACAGGAUCCCUCCUGACUGUCCUUGUCUCGUAUGUCUGCAUUCUCUUCUGUAUCAUAAAAAUUCAGUCUUCUGAAGGCAAAUGCAAAGCAUUUUCCACCUGUGCCUCCCACCUCACUGUGGUCACCAUCUUCUAUGGAACACUGUUUUUCAUGUACCUGCAGCAACCUAAAGCCUGGAAUUCAUGGAAAUACAACAAAGUGGUCUCUGUGUUUUAUAGUCUUGUAAUCCCAAUGCUCAACCCUCUCAUCUAUAGCCUGAGGAACACAGAAGUGAAGGACACCCUGAAAAAAUUGCUAGAGGGCAAAGAGUCACAGUGA
Molecule: messenger RNA, 939 nt
Organism: Chinchilla lanigera (long-tailed chinchilla)
Lineage: Eukaryota; Metazoa; Chordata; Mammalia; Rodentia; Chinchillidae
Product: olfactory receptor 1030-like
Exons: 1
Coding region: 1-939 (312 amino acids)
Biological process (GO): G protein-coupled receptor signaling pathway; sensory perception of smell
Cellular component (GO): membrane
Molecular function (GO): G protein-coupled receptor activity; odorant binding; olfactory receptor activity
Source: RefSeq, a predicted model, not a curated record